AUGCCUGUUCCCGCCUUGGGCUUCCAGGCCCUCGUCCUGUGUGGACCUGGUGUUUCGCUCACGCUCGCUUCCAAGCCAGAAGAACUACCAAAGGCUCUCAUUAAUGUCGCCAAUCGCCCCCUAGUAUUCUAUGUUUUGGAUUGGCUGAAGAGAUCUGGUGUCUCCGAUAUCACCUUGAUCACACCUCCCUCCGCCGCUCCUCCCCUCCAAGCUGCCCUCAAACAAAACCAAUACCUAACUUCCCUCCCCUCGCCAACCCCAACGGUCCUCGCUCCCAAGGAUCUAGAAUUGGUCACCGGUACCGCCGAGCUGCUCCGUCUCCCUGAAGUUCAAAGCUGCAUUAAAACCGACUUCCUCCUCCUUCCCUGCGAUCUGAUCUGCGAAAUUCCCGGCGAAGCCCUACUCGAAUCAUGGAUGGUAUCACAGAGUGCACUCGGUGGUUCUUCUACACGAGAAGGACGCCAUGCUGAUGGCCCUGUUUCCGGCCCUGGGGGUAGAGAGGAGAGUGUCAAGGGCGAAGCCACUGAUUUUGUGGCCGUCUCUCCGCUUGGUACGGAUGAUGCGCCGGCUGUCAAUGGACCUCGAAUCCAGCUUGAUCAGCUUGUCAUGUCUAUGCCGAUGGAUACCGUGAAGGAGAAGAUGGAAAAUGACAAAGGCUUCCUGGUCCGCCAUUCACUCGUGGAGAAGCAUGCCCAGGUCAAGAUGCUUUCGACCUAUCGGGAUGCUCACCUGUACGUUUUCCCUUACUGGGUCAAGGAUCUUGCACGCCAUCAAGAAAAGUUCCAGUCCGUCAGUGAGGAUCUGAUCGGCUACUGGGCCAAGGCUGAAUGGCAGCGAGGACUGGCGGAAAAGAUCGGAAUUAACAAAGUCCUGGCUCCCAAGGCCGAUAAUGCGGAGGAAAAUGGAAGCAACGACGGUGAAUCUCUAGAGGAAGAGAUUGAUCUCCAAGCCAUGAGCACUACCAAGAGUGGUUCAACUGUGACUCCCCCUCUUGCUCAGCAUGAGCUUCCGUCGCCCACUUUCGCCUCGCGGGUGAAGGCCCCGUCUAAUAACGAUACUGAAGAAGAGAGCAAGAUCCCACCAAUUCUCGCCUACGUGCAAAAGGGCUCCGCACCUUUUGUCCGCCGUGUUGACAGCUCCGCAAUCCUGCUGUCUACCUCUCUUCGUCUUGCCAAGUUACCUUCCAUCGACGAGGUUGGCCGUCACGCCGCCUCCCCUCUCGCACAUAGCAAGAAGAUCGCCUAUCCGGAGGGUGUGCCUAAGCGUUGCACUGUCACGGAGUCCGACUGUCUGCUCGAUAUCAACGUAACGAUUGAAGAGUUCGCCGUCAUUAAGGAGUGCUGCAUUGGCGAGGGUGCCAAGAUCUGUAAGGGCGCACGCUUGUCCAAAUGUGUGAUUCUGCCUUAUGCCGUUGUGGGUGAGAAGGCCGUUGUGACGGGCACCAUUGUGGGCCGACACAGCAAGAUCGGUCGGGAUAGUGUCCUCAAGGACUGCGAGGUUGAUAACGGCUUCGUGGUUCCGGAUGAUACUGAUGCGAAGGCUGAGAAGUUCAUGCACUUUGGUGGUCUGGAUGAUGAGGAGGAUGGCAUGGAUGUUUCUGGGGACUUUGAUGAUAACAGGUCCGACCUGGGCUUUUAG
This is a messenger RNA of Penicillium cosmopolitanum, 1638 nucleotides long. Its product is annotated as translation initiation factor eIF2B subunit gamma. The transcript has 5 exons. Gene Ontology annotation, biological process: cytoplasmic translational initiation. Gene Ontology annotation, cellular component: guanyl-nucleotide exchange factor complex; eukaryotic translation initiation factor 2B complex. Gene Ontology annotation, molecular function: guanyl-nucleotide exchange factor activity; translation initiation factor activity. Bases 1 to 1638 code for a protein of 545 amino acids. NCBI's taxonomy places the organism in Eukaryota, Fungi, Ascomycota, Eurotiomycetes, Eurotiales, Aspergillaceae. The record is from RefSeq and is a predicted model, not a curated record.